UUGUCCAACCUGGCAACACUGAUCCACGUCAGUCGCCCGCGGUUUUAUGUGUCAAACAUCCACGCAUCCACCGUUUGCCUUCUGCAUUUCGCCGAUGACUGGCGUCGCCCAGCAUGGGAGGCUCCUACGAUCUACAUAGCAUCGUUCGCAACCUGCGCUCAAACAAGGUCAUGGACCGCAAAAGAGCAUUCUCUGCAUUGAGGAUUGCAAUGAAGGACCAGAGCAUCCUUGCCUCCCUGGACAAGAACACGCUUGAAAAAGUCAGCCUAACCUGGGACUUUCUUGCUGGGAACAUCACCAAAGUCAUCGAGCAGGAGCUUAACAAGUGUACUGGACAAAGCAAGAACACAGUGGCUGGGCCUGAUGUGCUUGCUGCUGUCAUGCUGCUUCGAACAGUAGUUCAGCUGGCCAACAGAAGACAGUCGCUGCUGAGCCCACGGAAGAUAUUAGAGCAUGUCCAGCGGGUCCUGGCUGAGUGCCAGCAGCAGGAGCUGCAGGUGCAGUAUGCGCGCCUCCUCCGGCUGCUGCUGCUGCUCGGUGGGUGGCAGGCCACACUGCCGCCGUCCCUCUACCACGGUCUGGUUGAAGGAGUGUGCCGGCUGCUACGCUCAGACAAGGAGGACACUGAUGUGGUGGUGCUCAGUAGCACCUUACACCACCUGGUGACCUUGGGCUUCUACCAGGAGGAUGCCUGCCUUGAGAUUGUCCUCAGGACACUGGCUGGCUCCUUUGCCAGGAUCAGGGAGACAGGCACGGCAAGCCAAGUGGUUCUGCAGCUGUCCAGCCUGGUGGAAGUCGGUCGUCGACUUGGGGCCAGGAGGUGUCGAUUGCUGUGCACCCUAGGUGAGCCCCUGGUGCGGACCUUGCUACUCCUCGGCACCUGGAAUUCUCCACAAAUCAAGGUGCUGUCUCUAGAGUUUCUCGCCUUGCAGCUGAGCCUGCACAGCGGGAGCGAUGUGGACGACCAGAGUGGGUGGUUGUGCUUGCUCCGAGACUGGCAUUGCCUGCUGAUGCAGCAGCUGCAGGAGCGGGCUGCCUCAGUCCUCAACCAGCAGGAGUUGCAUGUGCGCAGAGCCCAGGUGUGGCUGGCUGCCGAGACACUGCACCAGCUGGAGCCACAGGGCACUGCCCUGCCCACUGCUGUAGCUGCACUGGUGGCUACAAGGCCGCCACUUGGCCGAGAUGUGCUGCCCAGGCUGGAGGUCCUUGCCUGUUACCUGUGGAAGUACCCGGAAACUGCUGGUCACAUGUUGCCCAGCCUUCAAAAGCUGCUGGAAUUUCUCACGCAGUGCUACUCAUCCUGUAAGCUGAUGGAUUUGAAACGCUGUGUCCUUUUGUGCUACCAUGGGGUAUCUCAUGCACUUGUGCCUGGCCAGAGACCACCAUGGCCCCUGUGGAAUGUAGUCUGGGAACAGACGUCCAAGACAGUCUUCCUGAACCAGUGCGUGGAGGAAGGCCAUCUGGUGCUGCAGGAGCUUCUGCGGAAACAGCUGGCGCCCUGUUCCGACCUUGGCUCCCUAUUUUGCCCAGGCCGACCACUCGAGCCCUCGGCCCUGCGCAGCUUGUGUGUGAUGCUGUGCCAAGCCACCCAUGUGGAUGCCUUGCUGCCCGAGAAGCACAGGUGGCGACUGUGGCUGCUGGAGCUGCCGGCCACUGUCCACCUGGGAUCUGUCCUGGUGUUGCGGGGUGAGCUGCUUGCUGCCUUGUGCUUGGCACGGCCGGCCACUGCCCUGGCCUCACAGUGUGUUCCACCUCAGGUUUGGCAGGACCCUUACCCCUGGAGGGCUGUUCUGGAUGCUGACCUUUACCAUCGGACUACUGCCGUUCCCCGCACAGACUCUGAUGCCACGGACACAGGCAGCGAGCGCAAGCCACUAGCGACUGUUGUCGAGACUGCCUGGGAGGCCACAUUGGACACACUGAUCAAACAGGGCCUGGCAUUUCUUGACUCCGCCGAGACGUUGCCAGCAUGCCUUUGUUCUGGGGCCAUGGGUGCCAUCUUACUAACACACAUGUGGCGACUACAAGCAAGGCAAGCCCUGUUCGACAGCCCUCUGGUCAAGCAGCUGCAGAGCUGCCUGCGGGACUGCAUGGAGAAGCUGGUGCACCAGCAACAGUGCUGGGAUGCUGCUUUGCUUUGCCUGCUGGAGUCCCUGCUGUCGUACGUGGAGGGGGGGCCAGCCCCGGCCUGUGUGUGGCUGCUGGGUGCCUUGCCACAGGAGCUCGAUGACCGCCUGCUCACCACCCUUCGAGCAGCUCUGGACUGCAUGGGUGGCGACAUUGGUGUCCGACUGCAUGGUGAUGUGACUGAGGGUGGCCAUGUGGACAGUGACGAGUGGGCUGAUGAAAGCCUGCCAUCAUCCAGUGUGACCUCUUCGCAGGGCUCGAGCGGUGGCGACUUUGAAUUUGCUGACACUGGACAGUCCAUCUGCUCUGACAUGUCUUCCACGGUGCUGUCGGCCGACCGGCUCACCCAGGAGGAGGUGCAGCAGCUGGCAGUGCUGCGCAUUGCCUUGUCCUACUUCUGCCUCAGCCGUCGUGCUGCUGCUGCUGGUGGUGCCUUUGGCCCAUUGCUCCAGCUGCUGCAGGAGGCAGCUCAAGGGCUCAGCGCAUGGAGCAUCCAGGCAGCAUUACAGGUGCUGCGGAUGCUGCUCGAACGGGCGGAGCUGUUGACUGAGGCCGAGCUGUUCUCACUGGUUGAUGCACUCAGGGAGCUGAUGAAAGUCCACUGUCGCCAGCUGGACGUGUCAGCUGCCCUGCUGGAGCUCGCAAGACUCUGCGUGCCGGCACUGAACCGCUGGGGGGCUGGCACCCACUCGGAGCUGCGCCACUGCUUCCUGGUGGUGCUUGAUGCUUAUGCUGCACUGCUCUCACAAGGAAUUCUCAACGAGCCGGUCUCCUUGGCAUUUCUGCGCCUUCUCUUAGAGUGCCUACAGGAGCCCAGCAGCUCGUGGGUGCGCCUCACGGUUGAUGGUCAGCCGGUCUCUGUGCUUCAGUACACUCUCCGCUUCUUGGGCAGCAGCCAUGAUUCCGUCAGGACACUGGCCGCUGAGAAUGUGGCUGUCUUCCUCAGUGGCCAACACCCAGCCAGCCUGCAAGCCUUGCUGCCACUUUUGUACAAGCAUCUUGAAGCUGACGUGAGCAGGGAAGAUGAGCACUACUCUGGGUGCCUGGUAUUUGCCACAGCACUGGCCAAUGCGGCCAUCGCCUUGGGACCUCACCUGGGUGGCAUGGCCACCACGCUGGUCCUUCAGGCAGUGCGAGACCGGGGCCUGCCAGACACUCUCGCUGCAAAGGUCCUUGGCUUUGCGCACAUCAAGCCCUGGGCAGAAGGUCACCUGCCUGCUGUAGUCUACCACUGGCUGAGACGGGGUCUCCCCUUGGCCGAGCUGCCUGUUGCCGCGCUUGGCUGCCCGUUGCCCACGCAGUUCUGGAAGUGCCACUGGGUUCGGGUCCUGCCAGCAGUUGUGGACUCCUGCAACAUCAGGGCUGUCCAGCUUGUGAGCGACAGCGUGGGCAUUCCUGUCAGGGAGUUGCUCCGGCAGGUGGCUCCCUCUGUGUUGAGCCGUGCAUUGCCCAACUCGGAGCCCCUGUGCUUCCUCCAGGAGCACCUGUCACCAAAGAUUGUAGAACAAGUUUUUGUGGACCAUCUUCCUGAGGUGCUGGUGUCUCUCCUGCACCUUGCCUGUGACAUUCCCACUCAUGCAGCCAGGCAGUCCCCCCACGAUGAGCCGUACCCUCCUUGCUUGGCUGAAGGCCAGGUGCAGGAGUGCCUGCAGCUUCUUGAGCACAGGUGCUGCGGGGAUCUUCUGGCGGCACUCUUGCACAAGCGGGAUGGUGUGCAGCUGGUGCUGGAAGGACUGCAGCAGCCUGCUGGCCCCCGCCUGGCUGCACUCAAGCACCUGGUUGCUAUGGUGUCUCAAGCCCUGGCAAGACCAACCGGCCUUGGGGGCUCAGAGUGCUUUGUGCUGCGAACGCUGACGAGGCAACUGCUGCAAAAGCUCCCGGCGCAAGGUGGUGCAGAUGACACUGUGAGGCUCGUGGCACGUCUUCUCCGACAGCUGUAUGAGGCUGCUCUGGUUUACAAGGAAGCUGCAAGAAACUUGCCACUCAUCAUUAAUGCCCUGGCACCAUUUGUCGAUGAUGAGAAUACUGCGGUGGAGGUGCAGCGCCUGGUGAAGAUCCUGCUAUCAGACGAACAGCUGGAAGCGCAAAUGCUGCUUGUGCUGCCACUCUACCGGGACUCCCUGGAUGCAGUGCAGCUGUGCCUCAAGCAGGGACACAUCACUCAGGUGCUCGCCGUGUUCGUCCAAUCGCUCAAGCAGGACCUUCUCAGUGGACACGAGGACAUUGGUACGCUGGUUGCACUUGGCAGCUUGCUCAAGCAGCGUCACGCUGAACUGCUGCCAGACACGCAGGGGAAGCUGUUUUUCACGGAGUCAGCCAGCUCGAGCCCCUUGCACCAGCUGGUGGUGGUCCUCUUCCAGCACGCCAAGUCCCCACACCAGCGGGUGAGAGAGGCUUCCCUGCAUUGCCUUGGCAUACUGGGUCCCAUCGAGUGGCACCUGCCGUGCCUGUCCACUGCACACUGGAACCCCAUCUCGGGCAUGGUGGACAAGCCAGCCAAGGGCUGUCAACACAUCACCUAUGCUAUCAUCUUCCGCACCAUGGAGCGUUACAUCAGCCAUCCUGACACCAAGCUGUCUAGUGUGGCGUGCCAGGUGAUCAAGUCUGCACUGGCGACACCAGCGGGCUUUGCCUUUGCAUCACAGCACAGGCAGGCAGAGGACAUGGAGGACACCUUUGCCUUUCUCCACCCUUUUGUGCCUUCGUGUUGCAAGGUGUGCCCACUGGAGGGCCCGUUCAGUGGAACCGACCUGUCCGAUUUGGAGUUGUGGGCACCCGGGGUGACCUGCGACCAUAAUGUCUGGAUCACCAAUCUGGUCUGCGCAAUGAUUCGGUGCUGCGAGGACCCUGUCUUGUGCGCUCUGCUGCCUCUCUGUGCGAUGGCGGUGGACCUGUGCGAGCUGCUCUUUCCGCUGGUGGUAGAGACAUUGUCGGCAGAUGAGGGAAGCAGCCACUGGAGUGCAGUCGUGUCGGGCAUGGCCAUCUUUCUGGAACGCCACGCCCAAGCACAGGUCAAGGACGAUGGCUCCUCCAAAGGAAGCCAGUCGACCAUCAUCCCUGAGCCAGUGAGCACCGACUUCACCAGCGGCCUGGUCUACUGCUGUCGGUCAUCUGUGGCUGUUAUGAUGUCAGCUGUGGAACGCAUGGUGGUUCGCCGAGAUGCAAAGGCCAGGACGCUGUGGGAGGGCCUGCGGCUCAGCCGCCUCAACUUCCUGCAGGCGGCUCAGGCUGCCGAGUUCUGCGGCCACCCCGUGGCUGCCGUGCAGUGCGUGGAGCUGUGGUGGGACUCGCAAGCCCGGAAACUGCCCUCCGACGAUGGAGGUGCCCCACUCCUGCACUGGAGUGCUGCGGAGGCAGCCCCAGUGCAAUCGGUGCUGGUGUCCUCUUUGUCGGGCCUCGGGGACCUCGACGCCCUGACCGGCUGCCGGUGCCUGGCACUGGGGGGACCGGCACACUUGCUGCUUUGGCGCCAUUGGGCAGAGCAGCAGGGCAGUCACUGGCCAACACUGCUGGCACGAGCUGACCUUGUGGCCACGGAACGCAACGCCCGCCUUGGCCAUGCCCUGAAGCAGUGCGGCCUCUACCACACGCUGACCGCCUACCUGGAGCCCAGUACGCCCGACCUGGCUGAGCUGCAGGCCGAGUGUGCUUGGCGUUUGGCUAAUUGGGACUGCCGCCUGCCCCACGACGACCACGGGUGUGGACACAUGGGACUACACCGUGGAAUCUUCACGACACUGUCCUCCAUGACUAGCCAGGACACUGAAGAAAUCUGCUCUGGACUGAAAGCCUGCAGAGAGCUGCUAAGCAGUCAGUUCUCGGCAAAGGCUCAGCUUGGCUCGACGCUGCAACUCAACCAACUUCUGGCAAAAAUGCAGAUGUGCACGGUCCUCGAGGAAGGUGUUGCCCUGAUGUGUGGCCACGUGGAUGAAGCGGUCCUGUUGGCCAGGUGGGAGCAGAGAGCAGCGCAGCGGGCAGUGCAGUUCGAUGUGGCCGAGCCAGUGCUGUGGCUCCAGAGUGUGGUGCUUGGCCAGCUGCACAGCCCGCAAGCAGAGGCUGUGCGCACCACCAUACUGGGGCACUAUGCAGGGCAGGCACGCAUCAGCCAACGUUAUGCGCUGGCACGUGUGGCACUGCGGCAGCUGGAGUGCUGUGCCCCUGACCAGGCAAGCCGGUGGCGGCUGGAAGAGGCGCGAAUCCAGCUAGCACAGGGCGACUGCACUGAAGCCCAGCACACCCUGUGGACCCUACUGCGGCAGCUGAGCCAGCAGCACGAGGAGUCUGGCGGCGUCACCAGCGCAUAUGCCGAGGUGCUGCAGCUGUAUGGAGAAUGUUUGGCCGAGUCUCGCUUGGAGAGCUCCGACACCAUUGCAAAGGAGUAUUUCGACAAGGCCGUGCAACUUCUGUCGGGGGGUGCAGAAGAUGCCUUGUGGGCCGCCCACCUGCGAUUGGCGCAGUUUGCCGACUCACAGUUACAGAGCAUAGAGCAAUACCUGCAUUCACCUGAGUUCAGGGCCAAGCAGGAGCUGCUGCAGCAGUCGUCACACAUACUGGACUGUACCCAGUCCUCUGGCAAGCGCACAUCCAUAGAGGAGGCCCGUGCCCUUCGGCUGCUGGAGCGCCAGAGUAACCUGGACCGGGGUGAGGCAGCCAGCCUGGAAGCUGUGCACAAGCGCCACCUGCUGCAAGCCAUUGACAACUACUUGCAGUGUCUGCGUGGAGGGCACAGCCUGCGUCUGUUCCGUCUGGUCUCACUUUGGGUCGCCAAUGCUACCACGCCUGAGGUUAAUGCCCUGCUUCAGCAAGGCCUUGGGAAACUGGAGAGCCACAAGUUUGUGCCCCUCAUCUACCAGCUGGCAGCUCGCAUGAGCCGACCCGAUGGAAGCACUUUUCCCGGGCUCAUCUUUCAGCUGAUAGAGCGUGUGGUGCGAGACCACCCGUACCAGACCUUGCCUGUGGUACUGGCACUGUGCAAUGCAGACAGGGACCCAACAGCAACAACCCUCCUUCUGCGACCAGCUAAGAAGGCCAAGACAAGCCUGGCCCCCACAGAGGACCGUGUGGAGGGUGCUCGCUACCUGGUGUCGCAGCUACGCAAGGGUGGCGAUCUCUGCUCCACGAUUCUGGGACCCCUCGAACGGCUCAUGGAUGCAUACAUUCAUCUAGCCUACUUGGACCCACCCAGUGUGCCACGAGGGCAGACUGCUGUGCGACUUCCCAGAGACACACCACUGCUCAAGUUGGGCCCGAUGGACCGUAUACCUGUGCUGACACAAAAUGUUGAGGUGGACCAAAGUGCCUCAUAUUGCAACCUGCCAGGAAUCCUGAGGUUUUCAACCGAGUAUCAACUGUGCGGAGGCAUCAACAAGCCCAAGGUUAUUACAUGUGUCAGCCACGAUGGCUCCAAAUACAAACAGCUUGUCAAGGGCCGUGAUGACCUGCGCCAGGAUGCAGUUAUGCAACAGGCAUUUGGCCUGGUCAACUGCCUGCUUGCUCACGGCCCUACAGCAACAGGGAGGCUGGCCAUGCGCACGUACAAGGUGGUUCCGCUGUCGCGUCGCAGUGGCCUGGUGCAGUGGUGCGAAGGGACGCAGCCCUUUUCAGAGUUCCUGCUCACACCGCACACGGGGGCCCACCAGCGCUACCAGCCACACGACUGGACACCUGUGGCUUGCCGCAACGCCAUGCAGGAGGUGCACAAGGGUGCUCCAGAGGAACGCCUUCGUGUCUACCAAAAAGUGUGCAGCCACUUCCGUCCAGUCUUCCGGUACUUUUUCUUCGAGCAAUUUCCAGAGCCCAGCCGUUGGUUUGAGCGACGCCGGGCAUAUGUCCAGAGUGUGGCCACAGGAUCCAUAGUCGGCUACGUGUUGGGACUGGGAGAUCGACAUUGUGCCAACAUUCUCGUCGACAAGCACUCGGCGGAACUGAUUCACAUUGACCUUGGUGUUGCAUUUGAACAAGGCCGUGUGCUUAACACACCCGAGACCGUGCCCUUCCGCCUGACUAGAGAUGUUGUGGACGGUAUGGGCAUCUGUGGUGUGGAAGGGACAUUCCGCAGAUGCUGCGAGCACACUAUGGAGGUGAUGCGGGCCUCCCGGGAGCUGCUGGUGACGGUGGUGGAGGUUCUGCUGCACGACCCGCUCUCCUCAUGGACCUUGAGCCCCGAACGUGUAGCAGCAUUGCAGACUGACGGUGACACCCUCCCCCCUCAGCGCCCGUCCCCAGAGUUGCCUUACAUGCAGGGCGACAACCGGCUCGCGCGGCGCAUGCUCCUGCGGCUGGAGCAGAAGCUGCGAGGCCUGGAGGAGGGCGCACCCUUGAGCGUGGCAGGACAGGUGAACCUGCUCAUCCAGCAGGCCAGGGACCCACACAACCUGAGCCGCCUGUUCCCUGGCUGGCAGCCCUAUGUCUGAGAGAGGGAAGUUCCAGCUGUACAUUUCACUACCUCGAGGCUGUCCCAGAGCUACCAUCAUCAUCAUAGGCUGCUGACUUGUGGUCCCUGAGCAAUGAUGGCAGCUGGCUGCACUUGCAUUGUUGAAAUUAUCCUGUCUGUUGCUUAGCCAAAUUGAAAUGGUGGCCAUAUUGGGAAGUUACCCAACGUGUUCUAUACUUAUUGAAGCAGCUGAAAUAAGAAAGUGCUCAUGGAUGUCUAAAGUUAACUGAAUACCAUGAAUAUUUCGAGCUGGUUCUUUCGUUUCUUUCUUUUCUUUUUGAAUUUGUGAAUUCAGCACUCUGAGAAAGCACCUUGCAAUCUUCUGUAUUCAAUUCUAAGCAGUGAAUUGUUUUGUUUUAUUAUAAUUAUUGUACCUGAAAAGCUUUGCUACAGAGUGAAUUUCAAGAUGCUGGAAAUUAUUGUGCUACAUGAAGGGUCAGGUGAAAGCAACAAGUGGUGUAAAGCCACUCUGUUGCCGAAAGAUGGCCUUGUAUACAGUGGCAACGCACAUUUGUGCUGUCUUCUCAGCUCCUAAAACAUUAGUGUCCUGUAUAGUCCAGUUCAUAAUAUGUCACACUAAUAAGCGACAUGCAUGCGGAAGAUGUCACACAAGCAUGUAGUGUGCCUUGCCGUAUCACAUGUAAGUUUAAGCUCUUGAUGUUGUCAUGUACCUUGUAUACAGUUAAACCUCCAUCUAACGAACUUCAAUAUAACAAAAUUGUUGUUAUAACAAAGUAUUUUAUUUUUCAUAACCUCUUGUCCACAAAACGCCAUGUAUUCAGCACCUCAAUAUAGCGAAGUGCGUUUGUAUGUGAUUUUAAUAUAACGAACUUUCACUGUUACCGCAAAGGAAUGCCGAGACAAUAAACUGAAACUGCCACGGACGCAGAUGGCCAAGUGAUUGAAUUACAAACGGCUGUUUGCAAACGCGCCUGUCAAAUCAUACUCCGCGCGACAAGAGCGUUGGCCGAAGUGGAGCCACAUCAUGUUCCAUAUAAAGUACAUGAGUGAUAAAAUCCUAUCGUGCCCCGCACACUGUGCCCUGUAGGUGCAAGUGUUAGUGUGCGAGGGUGAGACAAGAUGGUGGCUUCACGAGUGCUGCCUUCCCGCACGAGCGAAAGGGAAAUAGGGGAAAGGAGCAAGCUUGGCAGUAACGUGAUCAAGCACAGGCGAGGGGAGUAGUGGGGGGUAAGUUAGCGCUCGUCUCGAUUUCUGGCGCGCAUCUCAGCCGUGGCUGCGCAUGGCUGUAAGUGCGACUGAGCGCAUACGCAGCCGUGCACCCCACUUUAGAGGUGUCUGCCGUGUUGGCAAAGAUUGGGCGUGCCGAGGAGGCGUGGAAUCAUGUAAGCCGUCUUCCCGCGCAUUUAGUUUUAGAGAUUGCGUAAUCUUGAGUUUCGGCGACCCGUUGGAGCUAGAGGCAGACGAAGCAUUCGCUCCCCGCUGCCAGCGCUUUUCAUGAUAGCGUCUUCCCUCUGCGAGUGACGCUAUCAGCCACGGGAGUGGAGUGUAUGCAAAAGUGUGGCUGGCUUCGCAUAAUUCGUACUGCCGCUGUGAAUAUAUCGCCGACGUGAUAUGAAACCACAUCAUUCAUUGCUGACUCCCAAAUUCAUCAAAAUGGAUUGUUUUCUCAUUCAAAUUUGCUUUCUUCGAUUUCCCGAUAAUUGGAAAAAUUAUGUGGUACCUUUCUUUGAUCGGCAACUGUAAUUAUUUGCAUAAAAGGUCGAAUUUCAUUAUAAUGAAGUUUCGAUAUAGCAAAGCAAAGCGCCAAUUUUGCGCACUUUCCUACACAGAGGUUUAACUGUAUUUUGUUUACGCUAUAAUCCUGUCUUUUUAAAAAAGAUCUGUUGAGUGCAUCUUCACCUUACAGUUGUCACUCGUACAUAUUCAUGCAGAUGUGAUGUUCCUACUUGAGUGUACUAACUGUAACAUCUUUUUUCGUUAAUUCAUACUCAACAGAGUUUUGUGCCACCAGCCAGUGGAUGUGAUUCUGCUGAGGCAGUUGUGAUAUCUGCACUUAUUUGUCUAUUUGUGGGCUGUGUUCUCAUGUAGUGGUAGCAGCCAUUGUUACCACUUUAAGCUGUGCCUUAACAUUCUCCUUUAAUGCACUUUGAUCUCGCUUCAGGCAUUAGACAACCAAGAGCCAAAUUAGUCGAGGAUUGGUGGACGUUGUAGUUUUUCCUUGUUGAGGCCCUGCUGAGAAAAAAAAAGCUCAGCUGUGCCAGGAUAUUGUGUUGUGCAAGGUCACCAACCCAUGAUUUCUUGUAAUUUUGGUGUUGUUAUCAGUGGUUAUGCUAGGAGAAUGGCAGCAAACUUGAAAAAGGGAAAAAAAUCGAGAGGCAGGCAUAGUCAAAGCAACAGGCAUAGUCAACGUGACAGGAAGGUGGCUUGACUAACAACUGAGGUUUAUUCAUAAAAACAACAUCCCCCAAGUCUGUACUGAACAUGCGCAAAGCAAGACAUGCCAUACAUGUGAUAAUCACUUUAACUUUACACGGCGACACAGAUAAAGAAAUUCAAGCUCUUAGGAACAUCAAUGGUACCCUCUCACACUUCUCGGAGCCAAGUUUAUAGAUGUUGAUUGAAGCUUAUCACAUCUAUAAACUCGGCCCCGAGAAGUGUGUAAACACCUUCUGAAAGUUGGUGGUUAAUGCUGUUGUUUGAACUGCACAGUACAUUGUUCAUGCAUACAUUGUUCAUGCAUAGAUUCUUACAAGUUCUUGCAUUUAAUCAUCUUUUUUUUUGCUUUUACACUUACUAUUAUAAUCUCAGCUGCUUGCUACCAAAAGACUAAGCAAGGAAACCAUUUCUUUACUACACUUGAGGUCACAAAUUUGCCACACUUUGCACUUUAGAAUUGUUUUGAAUUUGUUUAACUAUUUAUUAAUUUGAAGUGCACUUUCCUAUGUUGCGAUUGUUUACAAGACUGUUCUUUCUCUUAUAUUCAUUAAGGCCAACCAUUUUUCUAUUGUUUGCAAGACUGUUCUUUCUCUUAAAUUUAUUAAGGUCAACAAUCUGAUCAUUUCAUGCCUGCUUAGGGGGUCCUGAACCACCCCUCAAGCUAAGUUAAGAAACACAUUUCACGGCUAGCAUAUACUGUUGUGAAUAUCUCGGACAAAUUUUGCACUUGUGCACAGCGUGUGGGACUCGCAAGUGGAGUGUGAAUUCACCUUUUUGUCCAGCACUCUCGUCAGUAAAAGCCUUCUCACCUUUUUCAAGGGGCUGCUGGCUGCUGCCAUAUUUCAUCAUAUAGCAGAUUCCCAUACACGGCUGCAAUUGGCUGAGAUCAAACAAGAAGCAUGAGUCAACUGUCGUCUGUUCACACUUGGUUGCGCCCACCCAUGUAGGAAUGAAAUUUUGGCCGCAGUGCUUAUCGGGUAUCGUCGCCGUUGGCUCUCACUAAUUUUGAUUAGGCGGGAACACUCAACUAGCCUUGAACUAUGUGAAACUUAAGGCCAGACGACACAAACGGUAUGCCCACUGCACCUCGCGAUGAAAUGCAGUUAGCAUCUACAAGGAGCACGCGCCAGUGCGCACUCACUUCUGGCUACUCCUGGCUAGAUAUGCUUCAUAUUGAGCUCCAUACUGAGUGCUAAAAAGUGCGCUAUCUGGAUUUGCCUACUGUCCGUGCAGGCAAAGUCGUUCUGCACUACAUAGUAUGGCCAGGCACACAAGCCUACUCUCCAUCUCUGCUGUGCAACUUAUAAUUUCGCGUAGCCAAAUGUAACUGCAUCUGCUGUGUAGCAUAAGCACCAAGGCCACCACGGCGUACCACGAUCAGCCCACUCGCUGCAAUGCUUUCUGUGGGUAUUGCUGCUCUAUCGCCACCUCUACACUCUUUUGGAAUGGAGGUUGUUGAGGGCAAAUUGGGGGAAGGGUGAAUACCGUGCUCGAAGUAUUGGUGCUUGAUCUAGGUCCUAUUGAAAAAUUAUUUCGCUAAUAUAUCUUUGGGGUAUACCAUAGACUUUCAAAUAUAUUUUUGAGACUUCAAGGAAAUGUGGUUCAGGGCCCCUUUAACAUGCUUUGGCUUUUCUUAGUUAUCCUAAUGUCUCAGGGAUUUCUCAUAAUGCUGAACUUAUUUUGGUUUUUAUGUGCCUGAACAUGUUGUUAGCAACCUGUGGCAUUCGCUUGGUUCAUGGUGUAUUUUACUACAAUCUGUAUUUGCCAUUUAGUAACCAGUGACAGAUUUUCAUCGGGUCCUUUCUUUUCUGUUUUGUCCAACGUUUCAGAAGAUACAGACCCUACAAC
Messenger RNA from Dermacentor albipictus, 12805 nucleotides. The record is from RefSeq and is a predicted model, not a curated record. NCBI's taxonomy places the organism in Eukaryota, Metazoa, Arthropoda, Arachnida, Ixodida, Ixodidae.